This is a messenger RNA of Bufo gargarizans (Asiatic toad), 4321 nucleotides long. It is a transcript of the gene RUNX1, whose product is annotated as RUNX family transcription factor 1. Lineage: Eukaryota; Metazoa; Chordata; Amphibia; Anura; Bufonidae. Gene Ontology annotation, biological process: hemopoiesis; neuron differentiation; regulation of transcription by RNA polymerase II. The record is from RefSeq and is a predicted model, not a curated record. Gene Ontology annotation, molecular function: RNA polymerase II cis-regulatory region sequence-specific DNA binding; ATP binding; DNA-binding transcription factor activity, RNA polymerase II-specific. The transcript has 6 exons. Gene Ontology annotation, cellular component: nucleus. Bases 817 to 2193 code for a protein of 458 amino acids.
GUGGGUGCAGCGCAGGGAGCUCUCCUCCUCCUCCUCCUCCUCCUCCAGCCACAGACUGGAGGAAAGUCUCAGCCCGAAGAACUUCCAGACAUAGAUAGAUCUCAAUGCAACAACUUGUAACAACUUGCUGAGGGAACCGAUAGAACUUCCAGCAAAACAUCCCGAAGAGUUAAUUGAGUCACCAACACCGAGAAGCCCUCAUUGUCUACUGGGUUGUGUCUUCUGUGUACCCAUAAAACCGCAGGAACAAGCCACAAGAGUCAACCCACACCACAUCCACAAGGAGAAGAAGAUAGCUUGAUUGGCUUGGAAGGAUCUCAUCAUCCAUCUCUGGAAGCCACCUGAGAUAUCAUCUCAACUUUUCCUCCAGCAUGGAAGGACAGGACUCAGACUACCACUGAUAAUAACUCCUGUUCACGGAUUUUGUGGGUGCUUGGUGUUCUUGUUGACCAUUGGCUAGGUUGGCAGAGGUCAAGUGGUGGUCCUCCUCCUCCUCUUCCCCACCAUCAACCUAGGGAUACAAGAGAUCAAUGUACCUUGUGUUCUUCUGGAACUUUAGAAAAAUGACUUGGAAGACAGUCUUAGGAUGGUAGCUACCGGCCAGGCUACUUGUGUCUAGAGGUUGCCCAGUGCCAGGGUUGGUUGGUUGGUAGACUGGCAUCCAGCACUAGGCAUAAUAAGACUUACUUGUGUUGAAGCCCCAGGACAGUGGUGGUGGCAAUACCUGAGGGGUGGUCGUUCUGGGGUGUUGUGUUCUUAUUCUCGCCCCUUUGUCAUAUUAUAAGACAGUACGUUUUAUUCACAAGGCUUGUUGUGAUGCGUAUCCCCGUAGAUACCAGCACCAGCCGCCGCUUCACGCCGCCCUCCACCACCCUCAGCCCAGGGAAGAUGACCGAGACCUUACCCCUGAGUGCACCGGAUGGCAGCGCCGCCCUGGUGGGCAAACUGAGAAGCGCAGACCGGAACAUGGUGGAGGUCCUGUCUGAUCAUCCUGGAGAACUGGUCCGUACAGACAGUCCGAACUUUCUGUGCUCGGUGCUGCCCACACACUGGAGGUGCAACAAGACCCUGCCCAUUGCCUUCAAGGUGGUGGCGCUAGGGGACGUCCCGGACGGAACAUUGGUCACUGUCAUGGCUGGCAAUGAUGAGAAUUAUUCGGCAGAACUCCGCAAUGCCACAGCGGCAAUGAAGAGCCAGGUUGCUCGGUUUAAUGACCUGAGAUUUGUCGGAAGGUCGGGAAGAGGUAAAAGCUUCACUCUCACCAUCACAGUCUUCACCAACCCUCCUCAAGUGGCGACUUACCAUCGAGCCAUUAAAAUCACUGUGGACGGACCUCGGGAACCAAGACGGCAUCGGCAAAAGUUAGACGAGCAGAUUAAACCAGGCAUGUCGUUUUCCGAGCGACUCAGCGAACUGGAACAGUUGCGCCGAACGGCGGUGAGGGUCAGUCCGCACCAUCCGCCCCCAGCUCCCAACCACAGGUCGUCUCUGAACCACUCCACAGCUUUCAAUCCUCAGACCCAGACUCAGAUACAAGACACAAGACAAGUUCAGACAUCUCCGUCCUGGUCCUAUGACCAGUCCUAUCAGUACCUUGGGUCCAUCGCCACACCUUCUGUCCACCCGGCCACCCCCAUCUCACCCGGACGUGCCAGCGGAAUGACGUCCCUCAGCGCCGAGCUCUCCAGUCGGUUAUCAGGUGCGCCAGACCUGACCGCAUUCAGCGACCCUCGAGUCGGGAUCGAUCGUCAGUUCUCCACCCUUUCGUCGAUUUCGGAUCCACGCAUGCACUAUCCCGGAGCGUUUACAUAUACCCCAACCCCGGUGUCUUCAGGCAUUGGAAUUGGUAUGUCCGCCAUGACCAGUGCCACCAGAUACCACACCUACUUACCACCUCCAUAUCCUGGAUCUUCUCAAGCUCAAGGAAGCCCAUUCCAGGCCAGCUCCCCUUCAUACCAUCUCUACUACGGAACCUCAGCUGGGUCUUACCAGUUUUCCAUGAUGUCCGGAGGAGACAGGUCACCGCCUCGCAUCCUUCCUCCUUGCACUAACGCUUCCACGGGAGCAACUCUUCUCAACCCCAACCUACCUAACCAAAGCGACGUGGUCGAGACAGAAGGAAGUCACAGCAACUCUCCAACCAACAUGGGCACCACGCCAAGGUUGGAGGAAGCGGUAUGGAGACCCUACUGAAGAGCAUCGAGAUGUGAUGGUUCAUCAAGUCUACAUCUGAAUUCACCUACGUACAUGGUCAUCCUGGACGGUUCCAAAGACGUAUCUGAUCUCUCAAUGCUGUGAAGCCAACGGGAUGGAAGUAAAUGGCUUUCACGUAAAUGUGACAGAUUUCCAAUAUGGCGUCUAGAAGGAGCAACUCACGUUGGCAUCCAAAUGGGCUACGAAGAGUGGAUGUUGGCAGUGUGGAACCUCACCGGAAAUUUCUGGAACAUUUCUGUAUCAAUGUAAAUGAUGGAUGCCUAGAUGCAUCCUUCCAUAGCGUAAUUGUACAUUUCAGGUUACUCAGUGGAACUCACUUGUUUUUCGUUCAAUCAUAUGCAAAAGUAAGGUUGUCCCUAUCUCCGGCACCUUGAGCCUCUUUCCUGCUUUUAAUUUUAUAGCUUCCAGGUAUAUUUUACAUUUUUUACGUACAUCUUUUGUAUUAUACUUCAUGUUGAUUUUUUUUUAAAUAUUGGGCAAUGAUGUGUAAUUAUUUCAGUAGCAGUGCCCGCCCCCGAGGAGACCCAAUUUUAUUUAUGUAUAGUAUUCAGGACUUUUUGUUAAUUAUUAUCCCAGUUACAUAAGGAUGUUGUUUACAUUUUUUAUUUUUUGGGGGAAAUUUAAUGUUUUUAUUUUUUAUGUUUUUCCCCCCUCAGGUUAAUUUGAGAUCGUAUUGAUGCAACGUUGCAAUGCUGGACACGUUAACUGUGUUGUAUUCUGUAGGAUGAGAUCGGUCAUGACAUAAGGAUGUGUAUGUGUUCCCUUUCGUGACUUGGGGGCUUCUUGGUCCCGUUAUGGACAGACUCUUAAGAUUAUUAGUUGGACUGACCCAACAGCAGGCCAAUGAAUCCUUCCAUGGGCCUACAUUUUGGGCCCAGCUACAACUUGACCUAUGAGGCCCAACUGAAGACAACCCUGCUAGAAGCUCACUUUGAUUCAGGUCACUAGCAGUGUUGGACUGGGGUUCCUUGGCCCACCAAAGGAAAUUAUUCUUGGGGUCCAAUCUCUAUAUCAUCAAAAAAGUGUAAUGGUUUUGAAUAAAAAAAAAUAAUAGACCCUAGUGGCAUCCUAAUUGGGUUUUUAUGUCCUGGACCUGUAGUAGAGCCUGUGCCCAACUAAGGACCCUCUGGUACUCUGGUGGGCUAGUCCCUGGUCACUACUUACUAGUGGGCUAGACCAUGUUCACUAGUUACUAGAACCUAUCAUGACCUGUAUUUAUGUGUUGGCGCCGAUAUGUGCGCCCUCAGAAUAAUGCCCUUUGCUGGGCCGAUGGUAAACCAGUCCACCAUAUGCGAUUGACUAGCCUUUUACAUGUGAUGGCUACCCUCCGGCACUCCAACUGUGGUAAAACUAUAACUCCCAAGAUGCCCUCUUGCUUGGCUGUUCUCAGAACUCCAUAGAAAUGAAUGGAGCAUGCUGGGAGUUGUAGUUUCACCACACCUGGAGUGCCGGAAGGUUAGCCAUCACUGCUAUAAGGUAUCUGCUUCCAUUACUGACCCAUGACUGUUCAUAUCAAUAUAAUGCUCAAAAAUAUAUAGAUGAGGACCCAGAAUUGUACCCAUGGCGGGACCAGCAGAAACCCCCAAACCAUGGUGGGUUGGGCAUGACCAUUACAUGAAGUGUUUACAUUAUUUUUUUGGAAGGUUCCAAAUGGCCGAGUCUGUAUUUCACCUUCAGUGGAUGGUAAUGAAUGAAUUGGUAACGUGAGGUAUAUUAAAGUGCAGACUACUCAUUUAGUCACUGACUGUAGCCAAAUGUGUAGCUUCCUAUGUAUUAACCACAGAAAUAUGAGAAGAAAAAAGCCACCCAUAGACAUUACAGGCCCAUAACCAGCGAUUCUCAGUAACACCCAUUGUCCAUUGGGACUGCAGUUUUAUUAAAUCCCUUUCAUCUGGAAUCAUUGGACCCCCCUAGGUACCGGAUUAUCAGAUGUUCAUAUAUAUAUGAAACUCGUUAGGGUAAAGAACCAUCAAGCUUUCUGGAAAUUAUUCCACUUUCUAUUGCAGCUGUGUGCUGGAUUAUUGGACUUUAUGGAUUAUCAAAUGGAUUUUUUGUUUUGAGGUAAAUUGAGUUUCAUUUUGUCCGAUAAUAAAAGAAAAUCCAAGUA